Messenger RNA from Callorhinchus milii (elephant shark), 1374 nucleotides. Its product is annotated as polypeptide N-acetylgalactosaminyltransferase 11. Gene Ontology annotation, cellular component: Golgi apparatus. NCBI's taxonomy places the organism in Eukaryota, Metazoa, Chordata, Chondrichthyes, Chimaeriformes, Callorhinchidae. The transcript is spliced from 8 exons. The record is from RefSeq and is a predicted model, not a curated record. Gene Ontology annotation, molecular function: Notch binding. The coding region runs from base 34 to 1338 and encodes 434 amino acids. Gene Ontology annotation, biological process: regulation of Notch signaling pathway.
UGCUACGGCUGCCUUUUCUCUUCGGUCGCCUGGAUGCUCUUCCUUUUCGUUUACUUCAAUGUCAAUUGGAAACUGCGCUCUCUCAGCGAUGUGGACUUUCGAGGCGUGCAGGAGAAACUCCAGCCGUACCUGAAGCCAAGUAAAUGGCUGCCUCAGUCUCAGUGGCAGAGGGCUCAGCCUGUCAGAUCAUCACUCAAUUACCUGAAGAAAGUUGCCCAGAAAGAGCUGAAGAAAGGUAAUUUAUCUCCUAAGUUAGGUAUGAUUUUCAAUGAGGCUGAUAAGCAGAUUUGGGACGUGAGAAUCCAGAAACAUGCCUUCAACUUGCUCAUCAGUAACCGCUUGGGCUACCACAGGGAUCUUCCUGAUACGAGAGAUCCAAAAUGUAAGGAAAAGAGGUAUCCGAUCAACCUGGCCUCUGCUAGUAUCAUCAUCUGCUUUUAUAAUGAAGCAUUAUCAGCUCUGCUUCGGACUGUCCACAGUGUCCUAGACCGCACUCCUGCACACUUGUUGCAUGAAAUCAUCCUAGUGGAUGACCACAGUGAUUUUGAUGACCUGAAGGAUUUGCUAGAGGAUUACGUUCAAGACAACCUGCUUGAAAGAGUGAAGCUUGUAAGAAAUGCAGUGCGAAAGGGUCUGAUACGUAGCAGAAUGUUAGGAGCAUCUCGUGCAACAGGGGAUGUCCUGGUGUUUCUCGAUAGUCACUGUGAAGUGAACACGAGGUGGCUGCAGCCUCUCUUGGCCCCCGUUUCGGAGGAUCACCGGACCGUGGUGUGCCCGAUGAUUGACAUGAUUGACGCUGAGACAUUGAUCUACAGUUCUUCUCCGAUGGUGAAGGGAGGGUUUAAUUGGGGACUGCACUUCAAGUGGGAUCCAGUGCCUGACUCCCUGCUGAAGGGACCAAAGGGAGCCACUGCACCAAUCAAAUCACCAGUGAUGGCGGGAGGGCUAUUUGCAAUGGACCGGGAUUACUUCAGGAAACUUGGAGAGUACGAUGGUGGCAUGGAUAUUUGGGGAGGAGAAAACUUGGAGAUUUCCUUCAGGAUUUGGAUGUGUGGUGGUCAGUUGAAAAUAAUUCCGUGCUCUCGUGUUGGACACAUUUUCCGCAAAUGGCGGCCAUAUGGUUCACCUGGAGGUCGGGAUACCAUGACGUCCAACUCCCUGAGGCUUGCCCAUGUCUGGAUGGAUGAAUAUAAGGAAAACUUUUUCUCCACGAGGCCUGAACUGAGGAACCAGAGUUACGGUGACAUUAAUGAGCGUGUGGAGCUGAGAAAGAGGCUGAAUUGUACAUCUUUCAAGUGGUAUCUGGAGAACGUAUACCCAGAGAUGCAAAUGUCCUAAGUACUAAAGCCUGAGCACAAGCACCAUGAUUUAGCA